This is a messenger RNA of Drosophila takahashii, 1645 nucleotides long. RefSeq names its product UDP-glycosyltransferase family 35 member B1 (gene Ugt35B1). Lineage: Eukaryota; Metazoa; Arthropoda; Insecta; Diptera; Drosophilidae. Gene Ontology annotation, molecular function: UDP-glycosyltransferase activity. The record is from RefSeq and is a predicted model, not a curated record.
AAACCAGACGAUCUUUAGGAUGUUGGCUCUACAGCUAAGUGUUUUGCUGACGAUUUUGCCUGCUUGUCUGCAGGCUGCCAGGAUACUGGCCAUAUUUCCCUUUCCAGGACCAUCGCAGUAUAUCAAUGUGGUGCCCUAUUUAAAGACACUGGCUUUUCGGGGUCACCAGGUGACCUCGAUUAAUGCCUUUCCUCAAAAGAAACCAGUGGGAAACUUUAGAGACAUUCCCAUCCCAGAAGUGUUUGAGAACUACAAUGAUAUUAUAAAUGAGCUAAACGAUCCAAUGAACUUGUGGCAGGAGAACAAUUUCAUAAACAAGUUCUUUGUGGACGUCACUCGCUCAGUUCUCACCAACAAAGAGGUGACAGAAACGCUUUUGCCUCCUGGCAAGGAUCACUAUGAUCUGAUAAUUGUGGAGGCUCUUCGCUCGGAUGCCUACUAUGGAUUUGCGGCCCAUUUUAAUGCCCCCAUUAUAGGCAUUUCCACCUUUGGCACCGACUGGAAUAUUGAUGAGCUGGUGGGCAAUAUAUCGCCUCUAUCGGUUACUCCCCUGGUAACAGCGGGUUUUACGGAUCGCAUGACUUUCGGGGAGCGAGUUACCAACUUUGUGGAUACAACAAUUGCCUGGCUUAACUAUCGGUUAGUGCACAUGCCAGAGCAGGAGAAAUUAUACCAGAAAUACUUUCCCGUGGUCUCAAAAAGGGUUCAACUCAGUGAUUUAAACCGGAACUUCUCCCUGGUGCUCCUCAAUCAGCACUUUUCGCUGAGCUUUCCCCGGGCCUACGUUCCGAAUAUGAUUCAGGUCGGAGGUCUGCAUAUAUCCCACAAGCCAGCUGCCUUGCCCAAGGACUUGGAGGAGUUCAUCCAGGGUUCCGGGGAGCAGGGCGUGAUCUACUUUUCCCUGGGCUCCAAUGUUAAGAGCAAGGAUCUGCCGGCCGAGAGAAGGGAACUUAUUCUGAAAACCUUUGCCAGUCUGCCGCAACGGGUUCUGUGGAAAUUCGAGAAUGAUCAGUUGCCGAGCAAACCCCCAAAUGUUUUUAUAAGCAAAUGGUUUCCUCAGCCGGAUAUCCUGGCACAUCCCAAAGUCAAGUUAUUCAUUACCCACGGUGGACUGCUGAGCACCAUCGAGAGCAUUCAUCAUGGUAAACCCGUCUUGGGCCUGCCCUUCUUCUACGAUCAGUUCUUGAAUGUAAAGCGAGCCACACAGGCUGGAUUUGGAUUGGGACUGGAUCACAAGACAAUGACGCAGCAGGAAUUCAAGGCGACCAUCGAGAGAUUGGUCAAGGAACCGCAAUUUGCAGAAACGGCCAGGCAGAUGUCCGAUCGAUAUCGGGAUCAGCCAAUGAGUCCUUUGGACACGGCCAUCUGGUGGACGGAGUAUGUUUUGCGGCACAAAGGAGCUUACCACAUGCGAGUGGCUGGCCAGGAUUUGGGUUUCUUCGCCUACCACAGCCUGGAUGUCAUAGGAGCUCUCAUGGGCGGAGUCCUUGUCACUCUUCUAAUCGCAUUGUAUGUUUUAAGGAAAAUUGCCAACUUGGCUGGCUUUGGAAACUCUAAGAAAAAGCAAAAGGUUCAGUAAAGGAAAGUCAUUAAAUUAAAGUUUGUAAUGUUACAAUAAUAAAGGGAGAUCAAGAAUUUAAAUAUA